GCCAAACUCGUCUCCAUCUUCGUGCAGACUCUGUUGUAUGGCGCAUACAUAGUAGUCUUCAUCCUGACGGUGUGGGUCUUAAUUUCAAAGCGUCAGCAUCAGAGUCCUACGAGAGACCCGAUGCUAUGGAUCACAAUCGUCAUGUUCCUCAUGGCCACUCUGCACAUCGGCAUAAAUUACACACGCAUAAUCAAGGCAUUCAUAAUACACCGGAAUGCACCUGGAGGGCCGGCCGCCUUUUUCAACCAGCUCUCCGAGUUCACGCAGAUCUUCGGCAGCACGGUCUACGUCGCUCAAACGCUCAUUGGGGACACUGUCGUGCUAUACAGGUGUUACCUCGUGUGGGGCAGAUGGUAUGUCAUCGUCGUGCCGUCUGUCCUUCUGGUUGGGAGCACCGUAUCCGGCAUAGGCAUCUUGUAUUCUUUUGCUAGUGUAGUGCCGGAAGCCAACAUUUUUGUGAAGGAGCUCCAGGACUGGAUCCUCUCAUUCUUUUCUCUCACACUGGCCACCAAUAUCCUCUGCACUGGCACGUUUCACCUUACCUCACUUCUAGGGCUAGUUGCUCUGCGGAUCUGGCAAAUGAACCGGGCGAUCAUGAAUUUCGUGAAUCACAGCUAUCACCCUAUUAUCUUCCUUGUCCUCGAGUCUGGGAUGGUCUAUUCUGCAACACUCCUGACGCUCCUCGUACUGUACAAGACAGGCUCCUGGUUCCAAUAUGUCUUGCUUGACGCGAUCUCUUCAAUCGUCGGCCUUGUCUUCUCUAUGAUGAUAGUCCGCAUCGGUCUCGGCAUAACAUCCAUGAACGGCACUUCUGCGCAUACCACUACCUCUGAUACCGCUACGCGUACAACGAUUUCGGGGCGUACGUCCGCGUUCCAACGCAUUCCGUUGCAGUUUGCCCCGCCUUCACAAGCCUCCAACCUCACCGACGGGGAGAUGUCCUUGCAGGACCUGAACCGACAAACAGAGGCAGCGGGGUAUCAAGAGCAUCUUGCCAGUAAGAAGCGAGCAGUGAGUACUUGGUUGCCUGGCAAAAUUUCGGCGAACGCCCGAGGCUCAUGCCACUCUGCGUAG
Dichomitus squalens LYAD-421 SS1 is the source of this 1074-nucleotide messenger RNA. RefSeq lists its product as uncharacterized. NCBI's taxonomy places the organism in Eukaryota, Fungi, Basidiomycota, Agaricomycetes, Polyporales, Polyporaceae. The annotation marks the transcript as partial. The transcript has 7 exons. The record is from RefSeq and is a predicted model, not a curated record.